AUGCCCAAUACGCAUACUCAACAUGUGCAAAUAUCAGAGCCAAAUCCUGUAAAUACUUUGUCUACUCCAUCAAAAAGAGGUCACCGCCAUCGCAGGUCACUAGCAAUAUCAGGAGAUUUUGAUUUUUUAAACCAGCCUGCAGCAAUUGUGAAUUUGCCACCUCCACAAGCAGCUGAAAAUUGUCCUGCAACUGCCCCAACUUUCGUAUCAAACACGCUAUCGCCAAUACGCUAUAAUAAAUUUCCUUGCAAAACCAAUGAAGACGCUGGAACGUUAGAUUUGCCUGAACCAAGAUUUUAUCCGUUAUCGCCAAAGAACAACUUGCAAACACCGAGUCCUCGAUUUUUCAUUAGUGAAGAGCCAAGUUUCUCAUCGCCAGUUAAAGGAGUCCCUGAUGCCAUUAUCAACCUUGACGAUGCGUUGAAGACAAAACCCAGGUCAUUCAAGUCACAUAGAAGGUCUGAAUCCGCACCUCCCGACUUAGAGGUUAUGGUUGGUAAAGGCGACUGUACAGCUAGUUCCAACUCUAUGAUUAAAGAAGAAGAGGACUCUUUAAUUGAAUCAGAAACAAAAAAUGAACCGUACCAGCAAGAACUUCCGACAGCUCUAUUAUCCCCACUGCGGCCCUCCCUUUGUGUAUCUGAACAGGCCAUUGAUGUAGAUGACUCAGUCCUUAAUGGGUCUCCGACCCAUCACAAUCAUGGAAUGCAAAACCCUAAUGCGCGGAAUUCCAACACAUUCAAUUCGUUGAAGAUCAAAGGCCAAAAGCAAAGGUAUUACCACUAUACAAAGCAGUUACCUUUGACCGCGGGCUGUGACUCACAAUCUCCAAAAGAACAAAAGUCGGCCGCCCCAGCGACAAUUAAUCAGGCAAUGACACCUUCUUCUCUGGCCUAUACCCCUUCAAAACUAGCGUCUACACCGGCAACACCAGUAUCGUAUUACGAUAGCAAUGCGGGCAUUAACUUGGAAGAUGAUAACUAUCCACUAAAAGAUACCCCUAGAUAUGCCAAGGACAAUUUUCCAAAAAAGUGUGGUAAUUCACAGCUUAAUCGUGUGUUGGAUACUGAUAAAAGACACGAUUUUAGCGGAGAAGCGAGAAGAAGAAGAUCGGGCAGUCCUAUCUCUCACAUGCAACACCGCAACUUGAUUGAUAAUAUGAAGGGUAGACGGAACAGUAACACGAUAAACUCGAUUUUCAAUUACAAGAGUCAACAUUAUGAAAUGCCUUACGAUGAUAUGAUGAAAAACGAAAACAAUAAUGCACAGUCCAUGCCCUUUUCAAUCAACGGUGCUGACAAUGAAAGUAGUAUCGGAGGAGUUACCUUGAAAGAGGAUCACGCACCCUUUCAACACUCUCCUGUCAAAUCCUGCACGCCUGACGGUAAAGAAGGAAUCAAUAGACUCAAAAGUAAUGACAGUAAUGAAUAUUCCACAUUUGAAGGACAGAUCAGAACCGAUUCGCAACUAAGUAAGGACAUUCUCAUGGGUGAACCAGGUGACAUGGUUGAUCUGUCUUCUUUUGUCACCACACUGAGGAAGGCCUCAAAUGAAACUGGCGACUUGGCCUUUAAUUUAUCCCAGGAUGAUAAGAAUGAUACCAAUAAUGCACCGAAAGCCAUCCAUACAAACAACAGCGCGGCAGAAAGUAAUGAAAGCUGGUGUAUUAGCGACAGUGCGUUGGGAAAGCAAGCGCAGGAUGGGGAAGUUAGAAGGAAAAGAAAAUCCAAAUUAGGACUCUUUAGACAUAUUUUUUCAAGAAAGUAA
Messenger RNA from Saccharomyces paradoxus, 1767 nucleotides. RefSeq names its product Lre1p (gene LRE1). The record is from RefSeq and is a predicted model, not a curated record. Lineage: Eukaryota; Fungi; Ascomycota; Saccharomycetes; Saccharomycetales; Saccharomycetaceae. Bases 1 to 1767 code for a protein of 588 amino acids. The transcript has a single exon.